Messenger RNA from Caenorhabditis briggsae, 1161 nucleotides. Lineage: Eukaryota; Metazoa; Nematoda; Chromadorea; Rhabditida; Rhabditidae. The record is from RefSeq and is a predicted model, not a curated record. Bases 1 to 1161 code for a protein of 386 amino acids. Gene Ontology annotation, molecular function: protein kinase activity; ATP binding. The transcript has 7 exons. Gene Ontology annotation, cellular component: nucleus. Gene Ontology annotation, biological process: protein phosphorylation.
AUGAAAAGACCAUUGGUGUCACCUGAUAAAGAUGCGAUAUUGCCGUUCGACGAUAGCUUAGAAGCAGCGAUGCAACAAGACGGUCAACAGUCCCCUGGAUAUGAUUUUGAGCCAGUAGACCUGAAUAAAAAGGUACAUCCCGCUGUACUGAAGCUGUGCACCGGCGAAGAAUACAAAGUUCGUGGAGUUUUUGGAGUAGGUGGAUUCUCUGUCGUUUACCGGAUCCGUGAUCAAAAUGGUCAGCAAUUAGCUGCGAAAGUGAUUUCUCGAAGACUAUACUCGACGCGCUAUGAAUUGGCUACACUCCGUAAAAUCCAGGAGAACCAACACGAUAACCUGUUGCUGUUGAAUUCAGUUGGCCGAUUGACGAAUCCACCGCCAGGAUAUACAGAUGAGGUUAUUAUCACAGAAGCAUGCGGACCGUCCAUCAGAGCAGUCAUGACAAAGGCUAGGAGAGAAACUGGUAAUACCAAGAUGUGCUCGUUCUCUAUGAACAAUAUCAAACGUAUUGGAAAGCAGGUUGGAGAUGCCAUGCUUCAUUUGGAAAAACUAAAAAUUCAUCAUUUGGACCUCAAGGCUUCCAAUGUCGCGUUUACGAGCAACGUCAAGUAUGAAAUGGAUCCGAAUUUGACCCACCCGAUCAUCACAAUAAAUGACUUUGAGAUCAAAGUCAUUGAUUAUGGAACUUCUUUGACUCACUCAAAACCUGGUGACCCGAAACCAGUUAAACUAGUUCAACCGCAGAACAUUCGUGCCCCAGAAGUAUUCAUGGGCCUUCCUUACAACGAAAAGUCGGAUGUUUGGUCCAUGGGAUGCCUGAUGGCUGAACUGUACAUUGUGAAGUUGCUAUUCCGUCCGAAUCAUGAUGCUCCCACUUGCGAGAAAGAUCAAUCUACAUUUGAGCACAUGGUGUCCAGAAUGAAUCCAACCAUUCCACCAGAAAUGAUCGAAGAGUCUAAGCAAAGAGGAAGUUGCACCAUCAAUUUCGAAUUCCUCGAAAAUCGCAAAGAAGCAGACAACCAGUACUUGUUAAUGAAAUUAAUGCGUGAUGAAACCGAUUCUCCAUUGUUUGAUCUUCUCAAGUUCAUUCUGAUCUUUGAUCCUGCCGAGAGACCAUCGUUCGCUGAAGUUAUCAGCCACAAGUUCUUUGCAGGCAUUUAA